UUAUUUUUUUCCCCUCCCUCUCCUCAGGUGAUGCCGCUACGGAGAUGACAUGUUGAGGGCGGCAUGAUGCCUCUGGGAGCGGGCUUGCGGGCGUCCCUGCCCACACUGCCUCGCGCCCACCACGCCCACACACGCCCUCUCCUUCAGCUGGUGCUACUAGCCUUACCGCUGCUCGCGGUGGGCGCCACGGCUCCCCACCCAAGGACAAGUUCAUUCCGCUUCUUAAGAAGCCUCUACAAUGUCAGCAUCUACGAGAAUUCGCUGCCCAGGACGUACGUGGCCGGGGAAGAGCUCAUGGGCGUGGCGAUGGGGGACCUGCCGCCCUCCACCCAUGUCACUUACGAUAUAGUGGGCGGGGACCAAGAUGGCUUCUUUGCCGUGGAUUCCGAGGUGGUGGGGGGCGUGACGGUGAUGAAAGUGAGGACGAAAACGGGCUUGAGAGACGUUCUCAAUCGGGAACGUCGCGCGCGCUACUCGCUAGUGGUGGAGGCGCGGCUCAGGAACGCCGCCCACUGGGGUACCAAUCUCAAAGCCCGCGCGAACGUGACCGUUUCAGUGUUGGAUACUAACGACAAUAUACCGCUCUUCUACCCGACGGUGUACAAGGUGAGUGUGGGUGAGGACGCGUCCCUCCAUGCGUCGCUGGCGUCCGUCACCGCGCAUGACGCAGACGCCGGGUACAACGGUCAGGUGUACUACUCGCUGGAAGAUCACAAGACUAAUUUGUUCGCCGUCCACCCGACCACUGGCGUCCUGAGCGUCACGCGGCCGCUCUCUCACACGUCUGGACGCAUACACAGAGUUGCGGUGUUGGCGCAGGACCGCGGUCCGCAUCCCCGCAACCUGCGGUCCAUAGCAGCUGCUCGAGCCACGGUGGAAGUGCAGGUGCAUCAAGUCAACAUUAAUGCACCGCGCAUCACCGUGCAACACUUGCCGCAUGUGGUGGAACACUCCCAUACGCACAUCUACGCUAUCAUCAACAUACAUGACGCCGACGAGGGGCAGAGUGGCAGGGUAGAUAAGGUAGACAUCGUGGGAGGCGAUCCUGACCGCCUGUUCAGCAUUACGCGAGGAUCACAUUCAAAUGAAUACAAUUUGGCGGUGCUGAAGCUCCUGGACCGCGAACUGGCGCCUCAGGGUUACAAUCUGACCCUGCAGGCUAUUGACUGCGGCAUUCCCCCGCGCAAGACGCGCGUCAACGUCCAUGUCAACAUCGCUGAUGUGAACGACCACGCGCCGGUUUUCGCACGAGAGCAGUACGAAGAGGCAGUGAGCGAGGAAGCGCCGCCCGACACACCCGUCGUCAGAGUCGCAGCUUCGGACACCGAUCAGGGGAUCAAUGGAAGAGUUCUGUUUAGAAUAGUUGCCGGUAAUGACGAUGACAAGUUCAACAUCAACCCUCGAACAGGUCUUAUUUCGACUGCCGACUGGCUGGACCACGAGACUACCGCCUACUACAGCGUAACUGUCGCAGCCGUGGACCAGGCCAGCAACGCCCGCCGGAAGCAGUCGUCGGCCAAGGUCAUCAUUCGAGUACUGGACGCAAAUGAUAACGCCCCACAGUUCAACACUCCCAACACAGAGGUCACGCUCGACGAAAAUGAACCGGCGGGGUCGUACGUCACUCGCAUGGUCGCUUCUGAUGUCGACUCUGGGGAGAAUGGUUUUAUAUCUUACAGCAUCGCUAACCUUGACCAAGUACCCUUCGUAAUUGACCCCUUCGAUGGAACAGUACGUACGUCAUCCGUGCUUGAUUAUGAAGCCCAACGGCGCGUCUAUACCAUCAAGGUUCGAGCCUCGGACUGGGGUACACCCUUCAAGCGUGAGACAGAAACAACUGUGAAAGUUAAAGUUCGUGAUGUUAAUGACAACCGGCCGCAGUUUGAAGGCGUUGACUGCAAAGGUUGGGUGUCGGUGGACGCCCCGGUAGGCACCAGUGUCCUCUCCCUCUCGGCCUUGGACCUGGACAACGCCAGUAUAGUUAGCUACAAACUACAGAACGAUAUGGAGGAAGAGUGCUGGGUUAUGGACGCAUCCUCAGGCGUUCUUGCUCUCACCUGCGAUCUCAGGAAAGCCUUUAUCACCGGCGGGAGGCUGAAGACCUACGUUCUCAAUGUGACGGCCACUGAUGGCACCCACAUAUCAGACCCAACUAGCGUGACAGUGGCAGUCAUCACCCAGAGGAGCGAGGACCACGGCAAUGUAAGACAACACUCUCAUGUGGAGUGCCACGAGACGGGGAUUGGCACCAAGGCAACGGAGGUCGAAGCUGCGGCCGCGGAGAACAAUGCAGCAGUGGAGCACUACGCCCUCUUGCCGCUCCGCUACGGCUACAAUUCUCACGCCCCUGACCUACCCGAAAAAUUUCCCAGCAUGAUUACGGUUCGCGAAGAUGCUGAGAUUGGUAGAAAACUACUGACGGUGGAAGCCAGUGACCACGACAGGGGCCACAACGGGCGGGUGGUCUUCGCGGUGUCCAGCGGCGACACGGACUCGGUUUUCAGGAUUGGCAUCGAGUCUGGAGUACUGGAGGUGGUGGCCGAGCUGGACCGCGAGCGGACUCCUGAAUAUUCCCUAAACAUUACCGUGUACGAUCUUGGUGUUCCACAUAAGAGUGUGUCAAGGAAUCUCACCGUUCGAGUCGCUGAUGUGAACGACAAUGCUCCCGAGUUCAGUCGCGUAAGUUACAGUCUGCACUUGCCAGAAAACACUCGUAAUGGAACUAGCGUGGCGCAGCUGAGUGCCCAAGACGCCGACGAAGGUCUAAACGCUAAAAUAUCUUACGAACUAGUGACCGACGUGGAAGAGUUUACAGUUGACAGAGCGACCGGGGUAGUGUACAUGUCUGGUGGGCUGGACCGCGAGCGUCGUAGCGAGUAUGAUCUACGAGUUCGGGCUUGGGACAGCGCCUUAGAGAGCCCGCGCUCGGCGCUGGCGCGAGUGCUAGUGACUGUUCUCGACAUCAAUGACUGCCCACCUGAAUAUGGUGCAGCUAGCAGACUGGCGGUAGAUGUCCCGGAAGACCUGCCCCUAGGAGCUGUUGUGGCCACACUUCAGGCAACUGAUCAGGAUAUGGGUAUGGGUGGCCAGAUCAAAUACAGUCUGGUGAGUGGUCACGGAGAUGCCUUCCGCGUCGACGAAGAGACGGGAGUGGUGCGGCUGUCAACACCGCUGGAUUUUGAAACCCGCCAGACGUACAAUGUGUCAGUUCGGGCCCAAGAUGGAGGCUCUCCGUCUCUAGAAGCUCACGCUUCACUCUUCAUCCGCGUCCAUGAUGUAGACGAGAACUUGGGUCCUCCAGUAUUCCCGCAACGCGUGGUGCGGGGUCGUGUGCGGGAGACCCUGGCUCCAGGAGCCCUUGUGACGACCCUAACGGCGUGGGACCCGGACCCAGGUCGUCUCACAUACGCCAUUACUGCCGGCGAUGGCGUUGGCUACUUCACCAUCGACAGAGAAGGUAAGUCAGAUAACUCCUCAUUGUGUCUAGUGUUCAAACUUCAUUUGUGUAGUAGGCAUCCAUCAGUCUCAGGAGACUAUGGAGCUGCGCUCUGGUUGUCGGUCUGGAGUGGCCUCCCCAGGGCGCAAAUCCAGGCAAAUAUUUGCCAAAUACAUCCAGAAUGCAAAUAUUUGUGUAAUAUUUACGUAAUGGUCUUAAUAAUAUUUUAAUCGGUCUUUAGUAAC
Molecule: messenger RNA, 3681 nt
Organism: Procambarus clarkii (red swamp crayfish)
Lineage: Eukaryota; Metazoa; Arthropoda; Malacostraca; Decapoda; Cambaridae
Source: RefSeq, a predicted model, not a curated record